Cinara cedri is the source of this 644-nucleotide messenger RNA. NCBI's taxonomy places the organism in Eukaryota, Metazoa, Arthropoda, Insecta, Hemiptera, Aphididae. The record is from the annotation of a GenBank genome assembly.
AUGAAUCAUUCACAAAAAGUCGAUAUGUUAUUUAUUUAUUCGGAGUGUCAAAAAAAUGAACGUCGUGCAGCACAAACUUAUGAUCAAUGUUAUCCAGGUAUGAUUUAGUAAUUUUCUUUAAUUUUUGUUUACAUCAUUUUCUAAUUUAUUUUCGUUUCUUUUAUUAACUACUUAAGAUAGAGAACAUCCUGCCCAUAGUUUUAUUUAUAACUUAAAAAGGAAUCUGAAAACCUAUGGGUCAUUAUCUAAAAGUGUUAAAAAUCAACAACGUAAACGAGGUGAUGUUUUAGAUAAAAAGGUUGAAGAACAAUUAUUAGCCUAUGUUAGAUCAAAUUCCAGAGUUUCGGGAUACGGCACGUUGGUAGAGAGCUUGGAAUAUCUCAUACCGCAGUUUGUAAGAUUUUAAAAAAGUAUAAAAUGCUUCCAUAUCGACCUGAUUUAGUUUAGCAUUGACGUCAGGGUAUGCAGAUCGGAGACUUACUUUUGAUGCGUAGUUGAUAACCGGUUUAGACAAAAAUCCAUUAAUUUUAAAUUCGAUAUUAUGGACAGAUGAAUCUAAGUUUACAAAUAAUGGUGUUAUUAACAAACAAAAUAACCGUUACUGGGACGAUCAAAAUCCACAUUGGACAUUUGAAACCAUUUGA